AUGAUUGAACCCUUUCACCCUCAGGGCGCUGUUGUGAUCAUUGGGGCUGGCACUCAAGGUCGGCGUCUCGCCUAUAUGUGGUCAAGUAGGGGAGGCCUAGUAUAUCUUGUUGAUCUCAAUGAGGAGCAGCUUCAGGAAGGCUUGCAAUUUGUACAGCAGCUUCGUGCUGAGACAACCGACCAUCCCAGGAAAUGGGGUGAAGUCAAGGCAUCCACGCCGUCUAUGUUCGAGUCUAUUUUACAGAGCUCUUGGCUUAUUGUUGAGUGUAUUCCAGAGAACUUGCAAUCGAAGCGAAACAUCAUCGCUCAACUGGAUAAACUCGCCCCCGAAGGUACAAUUAUCGCUUCAAACUCCAGCAGCUACGGGAUCUCCGAAGUGAUCGAAGGGCUUACCCUGAAGAACAGCAAGAGACUGUUGAGUGCCCAUUGCUACUGGCCACCGGAGACUACAACAAUCGAAAUUAUGGGCCAUGAAGGAACGGAUCCAUCACUUCUCACGCUACUCUUUGAUCAAUGUGCUGAACACGGAUUCAGUCCCUUCCGUGUCAAACAGAGCUCUAUCGGAUACAUUUACAACAGAGUCUGGGCCGCAAUUAAACGUGAAACUCUUCUUGCGCUUUCUGAAGGUAUCUGCGACCCGCACGAGAUUGACACCAUCUUCAAAGACGUAUUAAAGACAUCCAAGGGGCCUUGUGAACAAAUGGAUAUUGUCGGAUUGGAUGUUGUCCUCGAUAUUGAGAACCACUACGCAGAUGCUCGAACUGGAAUCCCAGGUGAACCGCGCGAAUACCUAAAGAAAAUGGUACAGGAUGGCCACUUGGGCAUCAAGAGCGGUCAAGGUUUCUAUAAUUAUACAAAGGGUCGCGACCCCAUACCAUGA
This is a messenger RNA of Aspergillus ochraceoroseus IBT 24754, 879 nucleotides long. Its product is annotated as 3-hydroxyacyl-CoA dehydrogenase family protein. Lineage: Eukaryota; Fungi; Ascomycota; Eurotiomycetes; Eurotiales; Aspergillaceae. The record is from RefSeq and is a predicted model, not a curated record. Gene Ontology annotation, biological process: fatty acid metabolic process. Gene Ontology annotation, molecular function: NAD+ binding; oxidoreductase activity, acting on the CH-OH group of donors, NAD or NADP as acceptor. The transcript has 6 exons. The coding region runs from base 1 to 879 and encodes 292 amino acids.